UAACACUGAAAUAAGAGGCGCGGAGUGUAAAUAUGAUUUAUUUAUAAUAUUUAAGAAAAGACAAGCGGAUUGUUUGUGUGUGAGGAACAUCAGAGUGGAGUUUAUUGAUGGAGUAUGGAGCGGGAGGAGGGGGGGCGGGGGGUCAUGUCCUGGAGCUCGAGAUCUGCUGCUGCGCUCGCGCUGAGAGAGUCUGACAGGAAUUGUUAGCUAACGGCUAACACACCAUAAUCUAGUUUCUCUCUCCCACUUUCUGAGUGUUUUUUAAGGAAACUUCUGAGUUUUCUGUGCUGGAGCUGAAUGCAGUAACAAGAUUUGAGGAAAAAAAAGGGGAGAAUAAUGGCGAAGAUCUGCACCGAGCGCUCGUACCCGUCUCAACAUGUCCUCUCAGUCCGGGCCUCGGAUGAUGAACUGGACCAAAUCGAUAACGCCGCCAGCAGAACACACUCGAUUUGCGACGACAGCAUCUCUGACAUCAACAGGGUGAUGUCCAGUCAGCUCCAGGAGUCUCGCAGGAGCUCAUUCACAGGUUCAGGGGCAAUGGCCAGGCUGUCCCGCUUCCUAUUUAUGCUGAGGAACUGGGCGUCGCACAGGCUGCAGCCCGAACUCGAGCGGCCCGACUCCUUCCUGGAGCGGUUCCGAGGACCCGAGCUCAAAGACCUCUCCAGUCGCGGCAGCAUCGCCCGGUCCUCAUUAGGCCACCCCGAGCAGAAUCACAAAAAGAAUCACCGGCCACUCGCAGUUUACAAUACGAACAACUGCAACAACACAGACGACAAAAAAGAGGAAACAAAGAAAGAUGAGAAAAAAGUGGAAGAGAAAAAAGAUGGGGACAAGAAGGAGGAGAAAAAGGAUAAGAAAGAUGAUAAAAAGCCAGAAGAGCCUCUGAAAAACUCAUGGAUUAUGGAUCCGGCCACAGACCUGUACUAUCGAUGGCUAACGGUCAUAGCAGGGCCGGUGUUUUACAAUCUGAUGAUGCUCAUAACAAGGGCAUGUUUUAACGAGCUUCAGGACUCAUACAUGACUCUGUGGAUAAUCCUGGACUACUCGUCGGAUGUCAUCUACUACAUGGACACAUUUGUGAGAUCAAGAACAGGUUUCCUAGAGCAAGGACUUAUUGUGAAGGACGCCAAGAAGUUAAUGGGGCACUACAAAAAAACGGCGCAGUUUAAAUACGACAUCAUCUCCAUGCUCCCGACGGAUGUUUUCAUGAUCAAAGUAGGAUACAACAAUCCCGAACUCCGCUUUAAUCGCCUCUUCAAGAUGGCGCGCCUCUUCGAGUUUUUCGACCGAACCGAAACCAGAACUAACUACCCCAACAUCUUCCGCAUCAGUAACCUUGUGCUUUACAUCCUGGUUAUCAUCCACUGGAAUGCUUGCAUCUUUUUCGCCAUUUCCAAGACCAUUGGCUUCGGGACGGACACGUGGGUGUAUCCGAACAUCAGCCAUCCAGAGCAUGGACGUUUGUCUAGGAAAUACAUCUACUGCCUAUACUGGUCCACUCUUACACUCACCACCAUUGGAGAAACCCCUCCUCCAGUCAGAGAUGUGGAGUACUUGUUUGUGGUCACCGACUUCCUCAUCGGAGUACUGAUCUUCGCUACCAUCGUCGGUAACGUGGGCGCCAUGAUCUCCAACAUGAACGCAUCACGCGCCGAGUUCCAGGCCAAAAUCGACUCCAUUAAGCAGUACAUGCAGUUCCGAAAGGUCUCCAAAGAUCUUGAGGCAAGAGUCAUCAAGUGGUUCGAUUACCUCUGGACGGAGAAGAAAACCUGCGAUGAGAAGGAGGUGCUCAAGAACCUUCCGGACAAGCUUAAGGCAGAGAUCGCAAUUAACGUCCAUCUGGAAACGCUGAAGAAGGUGCGGAUUUUUCAGGAUUGCGAAGCUGGACUGCUUAUUGAACUGGUCCUCAAACUUCAGCCUCAAGUCUUUAGCCCUGGAGAUUAUAUCUGCAAGAAGGGCGACAUCGGUCGAGAGAUGUACAUCAUCAAAGAAGGGAAGCUUGCCGUGGUGGCCGAUGACGGCGUCACGCAGUUUGUCGUGCUCAGUGACGGUGCAUAUUUUGGCGAAAUCAGCAUCCUUGGGAUCAAAGGCAGCAAAGCGGGAAACCGGAGAACUGCCAACAUCCGCAGCGUGGGCUACUCCGACCUCUUCGCCCUCUCCAAAGAUGACCUGAUGGAAGCGCUGACCGAGUACCCUGAAGCCAAAAAAGCUCUGGAGGAGAAAGGGAAGGCUAUCCUGAGGAAGGAUAACCUUCUGGACGAGGCAGCGGCCGCUGCUGGGGCUGAUCCCAAAGAUCUGGAGGAGAAGAUCUCACAAUUGGAGAGCAACCUUGAAGUAAUGACCACCAAGUUCGCCAGACUGGUAGCGGAGUACACGUCCUACCAGAGCAGGAUCAAGCAGAGGCUCACCAACAUGGAGAACCAGGUGAAGACACUGAGGGCGGAAGAUCUCUCUGAGGUGGUCGCCGACAAAAAGGAGGAGGAAGAGAAGAAAACAAAAUAAACGACAAGUUCUGGAAUAUUAUCAGAAAUUUAUUCGCUUAUACAUUUUGGUUACAUGUAUCUUUGUAUAUAUAAGGCAAGUGUUUUUCAGGUUAAUUUAUAUGUACAGACUGUAGAUCUUUGAGGGAGAAAAAUGUUUCCCAAAUUGUACAGCACUUUAGCUCAUACUUGUCCUUUAAUUUGUCCAUCCUUACCUGAGACACCUUGUUUUAGUUAUCUUUAAAGUUGUACAGUGUUUUUCAGCCACUGAAACACACUCCACAUGAAAGACAAAAUGACUUACUGUAGCUCUGACACUGGAGACUCCUUCCAUACGUGAAUCUAGAAUCCAGCGACACUGUGGUGUAAAUACGAUUAUUAACAUGUAGUUAAAGUAAGCCGAUGUCAUGCCGUGUCAUGAAAUAAACUGAAAUGUAA
This is a messenger RNA of Clarias gariepinus (North African catfish), 2918 nucleotides long. It is a transcript of the gene cnga3a, whose product is annotated as cyclic nucleotide gated channel subunit alpha 3a. Gene Ontology annotation, molecular function: intracellularly cAMP-activated cation channel activity; protein-containing complex binding; cGMP binding. Gene Ontology annotation, biological process: monoatomic cation transmembrane transport. The transcript has 9 exons. Lineage: Eukaryota; Metazoa; Chordata; Actinopteri; Siluriformes; Clariidae. Bases 337 to 2502 code for a protein of 721 amino acids. Gene Ontology annotation, cellular component: intracellular cyclic nucleotide activated cation channel complex; plasma membrane. The record is from RefSeq and is a predicted model, not a curated record.